AGAGAGUCUGUUGUUUAACAGUCAUUCGGUUUGAAACGGCAAAGCAAGCAUUUUCUAACUGACGGAAUAACUUGGGGAACGAGAGAGUGGGAGCCUGCAUAGACAUAUAAAACAGAUGUCCUCCGAUGAAGAUGAACCAACCAGUCCUGAUCUGCCCAAGGACUCUGAUCCGGGCAGCUCUGUCUCCUCUGAUCUUCAGGAUGAGUAUGAGGAGCUCCUCCGCUAUGCUGUUGUCACCCCGAAGCUUGACAGGAUCACCAGUGCUCACUUGCAGCGGCGGAGCACCUCACAUCUGUCGGAAGAGGGUCGGGCUUCCCAGAGAAAAGAGGACACAAAAUCACUCCGCCCAGCAGAUACUGCCACUGAUGCUAAAGAUGGGAGGCAUUCCAGCAGGAGUGUGAGAUCAUCACAGGUCUCCCCCUUGAUUGUUGAGCCCUCCAUACGUUUAAGAGCCUCUCAUGCUGAGGAGAUGGCAGGUCGGUCAUCUAGCAGGGUGUCAAUACUCUCAAACACUCCCUUAGACAGGUUACAGACCGUGUCUGAGAGGUCUAGGCCAAGCAGCCCGCAACCACCCGAGUUCGAUGUGACAGAGAUGUUUAUCUCAGAGGAAAACAUAAGCAAGAUGGAGAACAUUCUAGACACUUGGAGCCACAACCUGAAGUCAAAUGUGCUGACUGAGCUCAGGAAGUGGAAGCUGGCCUUCAUGGAGCAACACAAGCUGGAGAUGAGGAAAGAGAGGGAGAGAUAUGCAGCCCAGACAGCUGACCUGAGAUCAGAGCUAGACAGCCUGAAGGGGCUGCUACACACCUAUGAGACUUCCAAUCAGAGAAAAGAUGAGGUGAUUUUGAACCUGAGCCAGGUGUUGGACAGACAAAAAGAAAAGCAUGAAAAGAUGAGGGUCUUCACCCACUGGAGAAUCCAGCACACUGAGGCCAAAGAGGAGGCUCGCGCUGCUCAGUUAGCACAGCAGCACUACAACUUGCAGCUGAAGAAGAAGGUGUGGUUAGGCUGGCAGUCUCUGAUCCAAAAACACUGGAAGGUCAAGGUGGAACGGGCUUGCCGUGCGAGGGCUGAAGAGGUCUGCACCCAUCUGUCUGCAGAGUACGAGGCCAAGCUGGCAGAGCACUGUGUGGCCAUAGAGAAGGCCCAGGCAGAGAAUCAGAGACUCCGACUAGAGCGCGAGCGCUAUGAAGAAUCGAUGAAGAAAGCCUUCAUGAGGGGCGUGUGUGCCCUCAACAUGGAGGCUCUCGGCAUGUUUCACACUACAGAGGGACGGCCAGGGCAACCUUCAGUUCAUGAUCAGCAUGAUACUCUGCCUCCAGAGGAUGAGUCUACAUUAGCUCAACUUCAUCCAUAUCCCAUCUCUUCCACACAGUUUAGUCCAGCCCACUUUGACCGCCCAGAUCCUUCCCACAGCCAAGUAGAGGAUCUGAUAGGCUCCGGUGCCCCUGUGUCGAGGGCAGAGGUGAUCCCUCCCACUACACUCGUGCACAGCUCCCUCCCACUUGGGGGCACUGCAAGUUCCCACAAACAGGUGAGCGGCCGUGUCAUCACAGCCAGUCAACAAAAACCCUCAAAGACUGUAACGGCUCGCAUCACUGCACGCACUGACGUUGGUAAGGCUGCACGCAGCAACCUCCAGGUGAUGAGUGUGGCUCCACCCAUGAGCUCUGUGAUUGUUGAACGCCAUCAUCCUGUUACACAGCUCACUAUCGGUCAGGCCACGGCUUCUAAGUUUCCUCGCUCCUCCCAACUGGGCCAAAGCACCACCGGAGACAGAAGCUCCUCCAGAACACACACCAGCACGUGCCAUGUACACUCUAUCAAAGUAGUGGACUGACCACACACUUAUAUCUCUCAGAAGGUGUUGCUCAACAAGUCUAUAUUUCAUUCUAUGCAGCUAUGGUUACGGUUGUAUUAGUUUGGAUUUGCCCUCGCUCUCUGCAUUUGAAGUGAACAUUAGAUUUAUUUUCAGCUUCCUAUCAUGAAUGUGCAUGGUGUCUUGAGCAAUAGUAUUUUUCUCAGGAAAGGGCUUCAUAGAUACAGGGAAAUGUACGUGUGAAUGUUUUUUUUUUUAUUAUUACCAGCUGGACAGAGUUUAGAGUUACAAAAUGGACAUUUAUUUCUAUGAAAAAAAUGACUGAACAGAAUAGUUUCACUUGUGCAUGAUUUAAAAUUUUAAAAAGUAUUUAUUGUAUAAUUUUUUCUCUAUCGAGAGCGACCGUCCAAAACCACAGGUUGAUUGUUUUAAUACACCAAAGCCAUAUGUUACUGAUCAAAAUAAAUUAUUUUACUACUCACUUUCAGUAGUUAAAAAUGUAA
Cyclopterus lumpus (lumpfish) is the source of this 2322-nucleotide messenger RNA. RefSeq names its product POC5 centriolar protein homolog (Chlamydomonas) (gene poc5). Lineage: Eukaryota; Metazoa; Chordata; Actinopteri; Perciformes; Cyclopteridae. The record is from RefSeq and is a predicted model, not a curated record. The transcript is spliced from 13 exons. Gene Ontology annotation, cellular component: centrosome. The coding region runs from base 116 to 1840 and encodes 574 amino acids.